Molecule: messenger RNA, 4098 nt
Organism: Besnoitia besnoiti
Lineage: Eukaryota; Apicomplexa; Conoidasida; Eucoccidiorida; Sarcocystidae
Exons: 6
Coding region: 1-4098 (1365 amino acids)
Source: RefSeq, a predicted model, not a curated record
AUGGCGGCGGAACAGUCGGACGGUUGCCAAUUGCAGGAACCGUUGGGCGCCACGGCCAUACGCGCCCAUGCAAUUGCAAGUCUCUCGUCUUCGCCUAUUGCUUCCCACUUAUUUGAGGUGGGCAAGUACUCGGCAGGCCCCCCUCCUGGUUUGAGAACUCCUCUACUGCCCUCGACGUCUGAAUCCGUGUCAUCAGAGAUCGUCCCCGAGUACCGCACACUGGCGACGACGCCAGCAUCGGGGCGUCAGGCCUCGUAUAAGGAGAAUCAGGAGAUGCAAGAGUUCGAGGAGGCUGUGCAGCAACUCGGCACCCCCAAAUCAACUGGCGUACAGCCCACGGAUGAGCAGGUACGAAGCGUUCCAAAUGCAGCGAUGCGUGACAGACGCGAGCGCGGGUCCUGUGCAGGGCACCGAGAUUUCGGCGGAAUUCCUAGCAAUACUGAGCAGAGUGCAAUCACUGGCGCUGGGCAGAUACUGGAGGAGAAUCGAAGGCAGGGAAAAAAGCCAGCUGAGGAGGAGAAGCAAAAUAAUUGCAUCGACCAUGAAAACGCCUCUCUCGUGGGAGCGCUUUGCAAUCAUCCUUCUACGUACUGGUCCUUCACGCCGGCCACAGGUGUUCGUGCCAUGGCUCCACGACAAACGUUAUGCCAUGACGGGGCUUUAGAGGCUCACAACACCAGCAGCGAUAUAGAGAGCAUCUCAUCACCGAAUGUAGCUAAGCCGCUCUCGACUGAUCUGCGAGAAGCUAUGAAAGGAACUAAGGCGCUGAUACCGCACCCGCCUCGAGUGCAGCCGGUGCCGCUCUCGUCGUCGUCAGGAGACACCGGCGUGGUACCUGCAUCCGCCUAUAGGAAAGCCGAGAGACUGUUCCAAAGAGUAGCGGGAUCAGCAGAGACAUCCGGAUCUGGCGCAGAGGCGGACAGCGGAAUUACUGACCAGGUGGAUGAGGCCGUCCUCCCAGUGCCGUCUUCGAAUUCUUCAGCUCCUGCGGCAGCGCAGGCACAGCUGCUAUAUGCGGCUGCUUCUGCCUUAACGGGGACUUUCUCACUACCCGCCUCCAUUCACAACAACACCACUGGAAAUUACCUACGCAUACCCUCAGUGACUCCCGCAGAGGUGAUGUCGUCGGCCGGAGCGACUGCCAGCGAUGCAAGUGACCAUGCCAGAUCUUGUUCAGCACAGGACGCCCUUCUCAGGCUUCUCUCGACGCCGAUUUCAUCAACGCCCGAUUCGUUUCAGACACAACCCUGCGUGGCACCUGAAGCAACAGACGAUCGUGGCUCUGGUGUUGCUCCUGUUGGCCUUGACAGUCCCGUCCCGCAUGACAGCGUCCCUACCCGCGAAUCUCAGGAGGCCCUUCCAGACCUUUCCUCGGUGAGCGAGGCGCUCUACUCGCUUCUUGCAGAGACUAUAGACAGUCAAAACUUUGAGACGCAGGGGGAAGAAAGAGAAGAAAGGAAUGUAGAGACAGGCGAGGGGAUGGCCACGAGAGGAGAGCUCGAAUCAGCGGGCCUGCGUGAUACAAUAGCUUUCACGGGCGCCUGUGAACAAGGUCGCACCGUUACAAGUGCUGAGGGGCAAGUGAGCCUAUCAGCGGUAGAGAAGCUCCUCCUCGAGCUCCCAUGCAAUCCUGCGAGUUGUCCCACAUGCCUUGGGGCUGUGGCAGCACGGGAGCCUGUGGUUGACAGUAUAGUCAACAAGCUGGCUGACCUGCACAGCCACCUUUCGAUAAUGAUGGAUCUGCUUCUGCGCCAGCACCUGAGCCAGCGAGUGAUGGCCUCUUGGCUUCGUGACCUGCAACGCCAGCAUCAGAAGCUGCGCGAAGAAACAGGCGGUCUUCGCCAACCGAGGGAAGUGGUUCACAGUAGCACACCGCCGCCGGAUGACACGCCUAUGAGACAUGAACUGGGGGACUUGACAAACAAGAUGUUGCCGCACCACAGACAGUUCGUCCAGGGUCUUCCUGAAUUGAGGAGUCCGCAUCACCGCAGACUCCCCACGGUGGAUGGUCAGGAACGAGUUGAUGUGCUUCACAGCAGCUCGGAAGCACGAAGAGAUGAACGCACGGGAGCGAGAUUCUCUUUCAUUUCGGGGCAAAGACAGGGAGCAGGGGCUUGCAAAUCCAGUACUGCAUCACUAAUCCGGCCUGCAAACCAGUUUGCCGGUUCUUCUGUUGUGGGGUCAGGGACCCCAUGCGGCAUUCCUCGGGAACGCGAAAUCAAAAACCCUGAUACCGAUCGCUAUGAUGGCGACGGAGAGACAGGAAGGGCAGAAGGCGAGUCGCAGAAGCUUCUAGACGACCCGUCAAACGAACCGUGCCGGCCCCAACUACAUGGCGUAGCAAACACCCAACAAACGGGGAAUCCGACUGCAGAACCUUCGAAUGAAGGAUGGGGGCAAGGCCAUACAGGAUUUGCCGCCCCCGGAGAAUUCGGGUUCUCGACUUCUGUUUACUCCCGCGGCAGCAACGUUCGCCACGCGGAAGAUCCGUUUCCACACUGCUUAAUGAUCCAGCUGAUUCAGCCGCUGCCGACCGGCAUCAAGCUGGAAAUGAAGGCGCACAGACCUUCGUCAACACCCGCGGAUGGAGCUGGUGAUAGUACGAAACAGGGGGCGCCUCGAGAGUAUGCCUUGCGUGUGUCUUUAACGCGGCAUGACACGAAGUAUAUUUCUUUUCAUUCUCUACGAGGAAUCCUCCCGGCGUACAACGAGGCCGUUCGGCUUCGCAACAAGUUCGCUGCACUACCAUUUCUUCUCCCGACAAUGACCCUGAAGGAAUUGGAGAAACGAAAAAGCUUAUUGGAGGAGGGGGCCCUUCUUCCGGGUCAUGGACCGAGGGAAGCCUUCAUGACCGUACAGCAGCGUAUGACGUACUACAGACAAGUGGCUAGGAGCCAGCCAUCCAACUCCAGGGGCUUGGACCAGGUAUCAGCGGCAGGACCAUACAUCGAAAUCGAAGACAAACAAGACAGUAGCGGUACACGCGCGCGUCGCAGGCUGUCUGGUGAUGCGCACUCUGAAGUUGAGCCUAUGCAGUCCAGCGAUACCGUGCCAAUUACCGGCACAGACCAGGAGCCGGAUCUUGAGACGCCUGGUGGAUCGCAGUCUUCACCUAGACGGCCUAUCGUUGGUAGUGUACGUAAACCGGUGACUCGUGGAACGUCAGCACUCUCAGAGAACAGCAGCGUGCCACGAAACAGACACCGGGUAAGCUCGGGAGAUGCUGCAUCAAAGAUCUUAGGCGGUGACGCGGGACUCGUGGGUGGAAAAAAUCUGCAGGCUUGGAAGACAAUGCCGUCAGCUGCUGGGGCGGCACCUACCCUCGGGAAUCGAACGCAGACGACAUCAGAAUCGAUCUUUGGAUCUCGAAGGAAUCUGACGGAGAUUCGCCCUGUGGCCAGCCUCAGAGGGCUCGCAGAGAUCGCUGCGCGCGCGUCAUCAACCGGUACGAAUACACGAGCCCGACCGGCAAUAGUAAGAGGUUGCUCAGCUACCCAGUACCAGACGUAUGCCGGCGACGAGAAUCCGACCAACACACCAGCGUCUCCAACGCGCCUUGCAAAGACCAAUGUGGGAAACGCCGAAGCCAUGCACAUGCGAUUGAUCGGUCGAAGGUGUCGGGAGGGAGAUGCAGCUCCAACCAUGAUUUCCAGAAAGCGCAAAGCCGAUGUGUCCUGCGAAGAACUGUAUGAUAAACUAACAAAGGAUUUCAACCCGUACGCUCCUGGGCUGCGAGGCGCUCUACCUCCUGGGGAACACAAGUCGAAGGCAACCAUUCUACUCAGCGAGCAAACUGCCCGCGAGAACAAGGAGUGCACGACAAACGAGGACUCUGUCUCUAGCGAGCUGAGGAUUGUGUCGCGAACUGAAAAACCGUCCACAGAAGGCCCGGUCGAGGAGUCCUCGGUGCGGCGGCCAGACAGCAACAGAUAUGUCCGCUCCGGUUCGGAGGGUGUGGGAGUGUCGUCACUGCUGAGUACCGCUUGCAGCAGCAUGGAGAUAAUAGACGAAUCAGAAGGGAAGAUCACGUCGGAGAGCUUUCGUGCUAUGUAUCGUCAAGGAGCUGAACCUGGAAGAGAAACGGGGUCGUCUCUAUAG